Cetraspora pellucida is the source of this 278-nucleotide messenger RNA. The record is from the annotation of a GenBank genome assembly. Lineage: Eukaryota; Fungi; Glomeromycota; Glomeromycetes; Diversisporales; Gigasporaceae.
AAUUCAAAAAGAAAACUGCACAAAACAGAAUGCUUAUAAAAAACCCAACAGAGGAUAAUCCAUAUAUAGAAGAAGUAAAAACCUUCUUAACACAAAAAGAAACCCAAGACACAAACAUGACUGAAACUUGUUUACAAGAACAAGAAACAGAAGAAAUCAUAUUAGAUUAUGAUAUAGAUAGCAAAACUGAUACUGUUUGCACAGAAAUUCCUAUUGAAAAUAACCUUAACACAACACAAGAACUAGUAAUUAAUAAUACAAAUUUGAAAAGUACCUAA